Cylas formicarius (sweet potato weevil) is the source of this 891-nucleotide messenger RNA. RefSeq lists its product as uncharacterized. NCBI's taxonomy places the organism in Eukaryota, Metazoa, Arthropoda, Insecta, Coleoptera, Brentidae. The coding region runs from base 1 to 891 and encodes 296 amino acids. The transcript is spliced from 4 exons. The record is from RefSeq and is a predicted model, not a curated record.
AUGGUGAAUGGCAGCACUUCGAAUCCAUAUAACGAAGUAGAAAUCUUUCCUAAGACGUGUACCAAACUAACCAAAACUAUCCAACAUACCGGAACUUUGCAGGAACCGAGAGAGCUCAAAUCAUGUUUCGUGGAUGAGUCAGCGACUCCAGUUUCACCUUUCUCAAUUCCGCAGUGCGCCACGAAGGACGAUAUAGCGUUUUAUCGGACCACAUUAUCCUCAUUAUUUAUUAAAAGUGUAAACAAUGAGGGGACACUUCAUACGGAACCGUCCAAGGUCCAAGGUCCAAGCAACAAUUUGGAAUUUCCCAUAACUCUUACCGAUAUUGGUAAUAUUUAUAAAUACUUUUCAAUUUGCGACUUAAACGUUAUUUACGAUCAUGAAGUACUAAUUUAUGUUAUUAAAAUUCCUCUAGUCCAAAAACAACUUAAUAAUUUGUUCAACUUAAUUCCUUUACUUGUUCCCUAUACAAAUUCAAGUGUUUAUUCCUACAUCAAUCCUUCCUACCCUUUCUUACUACUUAGUGCAACCAGAACACAUUACGGCCGACUAAGGGAUCUAUCAGCUUGCAAAAAGAUAUCACUCGAAAACUAUCUAUGCUCCGAAAUUGUGGUUUACCUUGCGUCCGAAACACCAGUGUGCCAAACAAUUUUGGGCACCGACCAACCUGAUAAUCUUACUGAGGACUGUCCAUCCCGCACCAACAAUGCAGACAUCGAGGUGUGGCAUCCCUUAUCCGCUAAUUCUUGGCUGUAUCAUAUAAUAUCACCGAGAAGUCCAAACCAAUACAAAUUCCUAAUGAAGUUCAAUGGUAACAAUUUAGACGAACUUCGCCAUUCGAAGCAGAAAUUGGAACAAUUUAACGAAAUUCUUGAAGAAAAUAUAAAGUAA